Molecule: messenger RNA, 936 nt
Organism: Penaeus indicus
Lineage: Eukaryota; Metazoa; Arthropoda; Malacostraca; Decapoda; Penaeidae
Product: dynein intermediate chain 2, ciliary-like
Exons: 8
Coding region: 1-936 (311 amino acids)
Biological process (GO): outer dynein arm assembly; cilium movement
Cellular component (GO): outer dynein arm
Molecular function (GO): dynein light chain binding; dynein heavy chain binding
Source: RefSeq, a predicted model, not a curated record
AUGGCAGCCGAGAACCAGGAGGAGGAGGAAGACCCUUACUGCGGCGUCGUCUCGAAGGAGGAGCUGGCCAGAAUAGACGCGCAGGCCAACCCUUUCAACUUCAGCGAGCGCGUGUCACAGACGGCGCAUUUCGCCCUGAAGCAAAUAGCGAUACAGACUGAACCCGCGAACACGAGAAUCUUUUCGGAUAAUGUCGGCUUCUCAGUCAUCUACGACGCCUACAAUAUUGAUUUCGAGAUGAAGCAAUGCCCCGGAAGCACGCCGCCCCCCACGGAAACCCCGAGAAACCCCCGAGAUGUGCCUGAAAUCCGUGACAUUCCUGGCCUGCCGAAUACUUCAAGAAUCGUGGAGCGAAUGAUAACGCAAAAUCUGUACGAUGACAUCACUCAAGAUUUCAAGUACUGGGAGGAUGGAGGCGACGAGUACCACCCACUAGAAGGUUCCUUGUUGCCUCUCUGGAAGUUCAGUCACGAUAAUUCCCGUAAUCUUGUGGUUUCGGAUAUAACGUGGAGUCCAGUUUAUCCUGAUCUCUUCGCCGCUGCGUACACUGUCACGAUAACCUCGCUCCCUCUCAGCAUAGGUCAUAUAAGAUUUACUAAGCGCGGCAGUAUGCUGGCAGCGGGUUGGAGCGACGGGACCGUGGUUGUGUACAACGUAGAAUCCGUAGAUGCAAUAAGAGCAGUUGCUUCCACGGCCAUGAACGGCAAGCACAUUCUUCCCGUGUGUAAGGUGAAGUGGGUACAUACUGACCCUGGCGAAGAUCUCUCCCUCUUCUCUGUGGCAAAAGAUGGUCGCCUCACACAGUGGUACUUCGGCGAUUCUCGGUUAAAAUCCAAAGACAUUUUUAGCUUCACUCAGGACACCAAAAGUGAUAAAAAUUCUCUGGAAGAUCAACAUAUUACUCCAACAUUUCCUAUGUCAGAUGUAGAUUUUUAA